CCAAAACAUAGCCUCCUAUUAAUAUAAAUUGAACAGGAGGCUAUGCCGCUAUGACCAAAAAGACCAAAACCAUGUCUGUGUACUUUAUAUAAAUCUCUCGAGCACUAUUAUGACUCUAUUUUUAAAGAACUAUUGAGUGUCUAUUCAGCAGUGCACAACAAGCCAAGAUAAUCAUGGCGAUCGUGUCUAAACUCCUCGGCCUUACCAAAAGACGAAAAUCAUAUAUGUCUAUGGAAGCGAAUGAUUCGAUAUCGAUGAAGUCAGAAAAUUACAGUUCUCCAAUCUAUAUUCAGGAUGCUAGUCUCUGCAGUUCUGUGAAGGACUCAAAUCGGCUUCAAUCGAUUUCUGAAGACGACAUCAGUGCGGUUGUUGUGUCUGACUGCUUUACAGACAUGUGCACUAACAAUGUUCUAACUAAUAGUAAUAUGGCCAUUCCUUGUCGUAAAGGAUAUUAUGUUCAGUAUAAAACACGGGACCAUGUUGUAGCAGGAAAGUACAAGGUAGAAGAACGGAAUGCAGCAGAUUUGAUCUUGAGCGCCAAUAAGAACGGCAUCGUUGCUUAUAAUUUGGAGAAUAUGGAGAUACUGUAUCAAUAUCCUUGGGCGUCCAUUGAAAAUAUCCGUCACGAAGAUAAUACCCUCAAACGUACCGAUUCUAGGAGCAAGUCUUCAAAAGACUUUUUGGGUGUGCAUCGCAAGGAUGGGGGUGUCUUCGUUAUAGAAUCUGACCACAUCAGUGAAUUCAAAGAAGCAAUUUUCAAGCAUCACACAGAUCCGGGAACGCUGAAAUGGAUCGACACCAAACUGGCUAUAAAAGCCAACGCACACCGGUACAUGUAUAUUUAAGCAAUCAUAUUCAGGGAUUGUCAAGUUAAAAGCGCCGUUGACGUGUAGUACUAAUCAAAUGUACUGCACGACGACUAUUUGCGUAUGUUAAGCAAUCAUAUUCAGGGAUUGUUAAGUUAAAAGCGCCGUUGACGUAUAGUACUAAUCAAAUGUACUGCAUGACGACUAUUUGCGUAUGUUUUCGCUUGAGCGAAAAAAGUUAUUAAUACCAAAUCUGCUGCCCAUGUAUGUCAGUUAAUUCUAGAUACACGCAGCGAUAUCACAUGUAUUCAAUUUUUAAAAAUUAGUAUAUUUAUAAAAUAAACACAGCAACCCACAGUGCA
Sphaeroforma arctica JP610 is the source of this 1168-nucleotide messenger RNA. RefSeq lists its product as hypothetical. The coding region runs from base 174 to 845 and encodes 223 amino acids. Lineage: Eukaryota; Ichthyosporea; Ichthyophonida. The record is from RefSeq and is a predicted model, not a curated record. The transcript has a single exon.